CACUGCAAGUGACAGAAUGGGGAGGGUUCUGUCUCUCCUGCGUGCUUGGAGAGCUGGGGGGCUAUAAAAAGAGGAGGCACUGGGCAGCUGGGAGACAGGGACAGACGUAGGCCAAGAAACGGGAACCAGAGAGGAACCAGAGGGGAGAGACAGAGCAGCAAGCAGUGGAUUGCUCCUUGACGACGCCAGCAUGAGCUCCUUCUCCACCACCACCGUGAGCUUCCUCCUUUUACUGGCAUUCCAGCUCCUAGGUCAGACCAGAGCUAAUCCCAUGUACAAUGCCGUGUCCAAUGCAGACCUGAUGGAUUUCAAGAAUUUGCUGGACCAUUUGGAAGAAAAGAUGCCUUUAGAAGAUGAGGUCGUGCCCCCACAAGUGCUCAGUGAGCAGAAUGAAGAAGUGGGGGCUGCUCUCAGCACCCUCCCUGAGGUGCCUCCCUGGACCGGGGAAGUCAGUGCAGCCCAGAGAGAUGGAGGUGCCCUCGGGCGGGGCCCCUGGGACUCCUCUGAUCGAUCUGCCCUCCUAAAAAGCAAGCUGAGGGCGCUGCUCACUGCCCCUCGGAGCCUGCGGAGAUCCAGCUGCUUCGGGGGCAGGAUGGACAGGAUUGGAGCCCAGAGCGGACUGGGCUGUAACAGCUUCCGGUACCGAAGAUAACAGCCAGGGAGGACAAGCAGGGCUGGGCCUAGGGACAGACUGCAAGAGGCUCCU
Molecule: messenger RNA, 706 nt
Organism: Gorilla gorilla gorilla (western lowland gorilla)
Lineage: Eukaryota; Metazoa; Chordata; Mammalia; Primates; Hominidae
Gene: NPPA
Product: natriuretic peptide A
Exons: 3
Coding region: 191-652 (153 amino acids)
Biological process (GO): receptor guanylyl cyclase signaling pathway; neuropeptide signaling pathway; negative regulation of systemic arterial blood pressure
Cellular component (GO): extracellular region; cytoplasm
Molecular function (GO): hormone activity; hormone receptor binding
Source: RefSeq, a predicted model, not a curated record